Molecule: messenger RNA, 456 nt
Organism: Laccaria bicolor S238N-H82
Lineage: Eukaryota; Fungi; Basidiomycota; Agaricomycetes; Agaricales; Hydnangiaceae
Exons: 4
Coding region: 1-456 (151 amino acids)
Source: RefSeq, a predicted model, not a curated record
AUGGACGAACAAGAUCUUGCCACCUUGAAUCUGGUCAACAUUCCCAGCGACUUGCUGGCCGAGCCUUACCAAGAUCUUCCAUUUGAAGGAGUGGGAGUGGACGAGUUACUAGAAGGCCGGUCAGAUGUGCUCAAGAGGGCGCCAUAUUGCCCAUACUUCCAUGAUAUUUGGGUGGCUACACCCUGUGGAUCUGUAUCACCUGGUGCAAUCCACCAGAACAUUCAGAGAGGGGUGUGGAAAAGUGCUUUCCAUCUGUACGAUGAUUUGCCAACUUGCCCCCAAGAUGUAUCAGAGCCACAAUGGUCAUCUUUAUUAUUCGGUCCAGACACUUGUGAUUGCUUGGAAGUCCAGUCCCAAGACUGCAAAAAGACCGCAACUGGACCGGACCAAGACCGCAACUGGACCGGACCAAGACUGCAAAAGACCAGACCUGCAGUCUUGGUCUUUCAGAUUUGA